Molecule: messenger RNA, 1542 nt
Organism: Juglans microcarpa x Juglans regia
Lineage: Eukaryota; Viridiplantae; Streptophyta; Magnoliopsida; Fagales; Juglandaceae
Product: KH domain-containing protein At5g56140
Exons: 7
Coding region: 172-1077 (301 amino acids)
Biological process (GO): regulation of mRNA splicing, via spliceosome
Cellular component (GO): nucleus
Molecular function (GO): mRNA binding
Source: RefSeq, a predicted model, not a curated record
AAAAAUGAAAACACGGCAUCGACGCAUAGGGUAGAGAUCAGAGCGUCCAUCUUGGAGGCAGAGGCAGAGGCAGAGGCAGAGCAGAAUAGAAGAGCAGAGCAGCAAGCGACCACACCACACUCUCUCUUCGCCUCUCGAGGGAUCCGAUUGAAUCCAUUUAGAUUUUUAGGAAUGACAACGUCCGGUGGUGGAAGGUACAUGGCCUACUCACCCUCGCCCUCACCCUCCGCCCCUCACUCUCCCCACCUCUCCGGCCUCCGCUCUGCCUCCUCCGCCGCAGCAGCCGCCGCCGCCGCCCUCGUCGACCAAGAAAAAUAUCUGUCGGAGUUACUCGCAGAGCGUCACAAACUUACUCCUUUUAUGCCCGUGCUCCCUCAUAGCUAUCGCUUGUUAAGCCAAGAAAUAUUGCGUGUAACUACACUGUUGGGGAAUGCAUCAGUUUUAGGUCAAAGUGGGCUUGAACACGCUAGCCCCCUGGCUUCUGGAGGAAUAUUUUCAAAUGGAGGUGCCAAUGUGAAUGGAUGGGCAUCACGUUUCCAAUCAGAAAUACCGAGUUUACUACCACCUGCCUCGGCACAAAACUGGCUGAAUUCUCAUGGUAGCUCAUCUGGUCUUAUCGUUAAAAGAACCAUCAGAGUGGACAUCCCUGUUGAGAAAUAUCCUAAUUAUAAUUUCGUCGGGCGCCUCCUUGGUCCUAGAGGGAACUCUCUUAAGCGAGUGGAAGCAAAUACUGAGUGCCGUGUUCUGAUCAGAGGCCGUGGCAGCAUUAAGGAUCCAGCUAGGGAAGAAAUGAUGAGGGGGAAACCAGGGUAUGAGCAUUUGAAUGAGCCUCUCCAUAUUUUAGUUGAGGCAGAAUUGCCAGUGGAAAUAGUUGAUGCACGACUAAUGCAAGCACGGGAGAUACUUGAAGAUUUGCUGAAACCUAUGGAUGAAUCUCAGGAUUUCUACAAGAAGCAGCAGCUACGGGAGCUAGCAAUGCUUAAUGGUACACUUCGUGAGGAGGGUUCUCCAAUGUCUGGCUCAGUUUCCCCUUUCCAUAACAACCUUGGUAUGAAGAGGGCCAAGACUCGGGGGUAACGGACCCUCAUUCUAAGAGGGCUUUUGGAGCUUGUGUGUUAGUUUCUGCGAGUAAACAACAGUUCCCACACCGCAGGUGUUGCUGUCCCAGACAAUCCCUCCAACUGCCAUCGGGGCACUGGCACAUAAUUGCACCAUCAUGUUCCAGUUCUAACUUGUUUCUAUAUGAAGUGUUGUAUCUCUUCCUAUAGGGGGGGGCGCUUAAUGACUCGUAAGAAAGUACCAUAUUGAGUUAGGGGGUAUGCUUAUGUGUGUUGCGUCAGGCACUUUGGUCGGGCACAACCUCUCCAAAGCUGUCUUAUUAUUUAGGUUAUACUGUAAGCUUGUGAUGGUGAUGGGGUCUCUGGUGAGAGUUAUGGUAUGGUUGCGAACAAGUUGAGACAAACAAUGAUCUACCCUGUUGCAUGUUGUCUGGGCUGGAGUGUUUUGUAUUUAUCAGAGUGUAGUGCUUAGAUUUGGUGGAAA